Messenger RNA from Williopsis jadinii, 1914 nucleotides. It is a transcript of the gene FAT1, whose product is annotated as long-chain fatty acid transporter FAT1. NCBI's taxonomy places the organism in Eukaryota, Fungi, Ascomycota, Saccharomycetes, Phaffomycetales, Wickerhamomycetaceae. Gene Ontology annotation, molecular function: long-chain fatty acid-CoA ligase activity; long-chain fatty acid transmembrane transporter activity. The coding region runs from base 1 to 1914 and encodes 637 amino acids. The record is from RefSeq and is a predicted model, not a curated record. The transcript has a single exon.
AUGGAGACUGCUAGUGAACUGGUGCGUAGUGCCGUUGACUACGUGGUGCAAUGGGACAAGGACACGCAGCUGACGAGCGAUGUACAGCUGAUUCGCUUCGUGCUCGGAAGAGCACUGAAGCAUAUCUACAACAUGGCGAAGGGAAGGGUUCACUACUGGUAUGUUUUCGAGUCGACGGUGACGAAGUACGCGGAUCACAGGGCGCUGUGCUUCGCCAGACCCACGGGUCUGGCUGGUGACGAUGGCUUCGUGAUGGAGGAGUACACCUAUGGCGAGCUGUACGAGAUGGUGCUACGCCUCUCUGAGAUACUGGCACAUCGCUACGGCGUGGAGCCGGGAGAUACCGUUGGUAUCGACAUGACGAACAAGCCCAUGUUCAUCGUGUUUUGGUUUGCCCUGUGGAACGUGGGCGCAGUGCCUGCGUUCCUCAACUACAACAACACCGGUGCUCCCCUGUGCCACUGUAUAGAGGUGUCGAAGAUGCAACGCGUGUUUGUUGACCCUGACUGUGCUCACAAUGUUGAGAACAGCGAAGCCAUGAUCCAGCAGCGGUGUCCAGGCGUUGCGAUCCACUACGUGGAUGAAGAUGCGAUUAUGAAGGAGAUUAAGGAUCCCAAUAGCAUACGAUUCAGGCUGGAUGACACCAAGAGAAGCGCCAAUGAGAAGGACUAUCAGCCAGGUGCUCUGAUCUACACGUCAGGCACCACAGGACUGCCUAAGUCUGCGAUUAUGAGUUGGAGGAAAGCAGGCUUCGGCACCAGUCUCUAUGGACACAUCGUCCAACUCGACAGCAACAGCACGGUGUUCACGUCGAUGCCGCUGUACCACUCAACGGCUGCGAUGCUGGGGGUGUGUGCAGCUUUCAACAACGGCGCGUGUGUUGCUCUCAGCGUGAAGUUCUCAACAUCGACGAUUUGGACACAGGUGAAGCUGACCAGGUCCACGCAUUUGCAGUACGUUGGUGAGGUUUGCCGUUACCUGCUGAACUCGCCUCAUCAUCGAGAUGAAAGAAACCACGAUCUGAGGGUUGCGUACGGAAACGGACUACGUGCUGAUAUCUGGCGUGAGUUCAAGGAGAGGUUUGGCAUUGCCGCCAUUGGCGAGUUCUACGCUGCUACUGAGUCCCCAAUCGCACUCACCAGCUUCCAGCAGGGCGACCGUGGUAUCGGAGCCUGUAGAAACUAUGGUAAACUCAUCAACUUCAUCCUCCAGUUCCAACAAACCAUCAUCAAGAUGGACCCUGAAGAUAACAGCGUUGAAUGGAGAAACGCCAAAGGGUUCUGUGAGGUUGCCAGUGUCGGCGAGCCAGGAGAGCUGUUGAUGAACAUCUUCACAGCAAAGUCGCCUGAGAAGAUGUUCCAAGGAUAUUUGGGCAAUAAGAAGGAGACCGAGGCCAAGAUCCUCCGCAAUGUCUUCCACAGAGGUGAUGCGUGGUUCCGUUCGGGCGAUCUGCUCAGGGCAGACGCUGAUGGCUUAUGGUACUUUGUCGACAGACUAGGAGACACCUUCAGAUGGAAAUCGGAGAACGUCUCAGCUACAGAGGUGGAAGCACAGCUCAGCAAGGUGCCAGGCGUCGCAGAGAGCGUUGUCGUUGGGUUGCAGAUCCCUAACCACGAAGGCAGGGCAGGGUUUGCCGUUCUAGAGCUCCAGGAUGGCGUCUCCACCAAACAAGUGCUGGAUCAAUUGGCACUCUCUGUUCAACUCCCACGGUAUGCCAUCCCGAUCUUUGUCAAGAUCGUGGAUUCCAUUGAGCAUUCGGAUAACCACAAGGUGUUGAAGAGGCUCUACAAAGAUCAAGCACUUCCAAAAGGCCGCAGUGGCGAUGAGUUGAUCUUCUGGCUGCAGGGGAACUCGUAUAGCGAGCUGACGUUGAAGAACUGGGGGGACAUCAUCAACGGCAAGGCAAAGAUCUAA